Molecule: messenger RNA, 669 nt
Organism: Cadophora gregata
Lineage: Eukaryota; Fungi; Ascomycota; Leotiomycetes; Helotiales; Ploettnerulaceae
Exons: 3
Coding region: 1-669 (222 amino acids)
Molecular function (GO): protein binding
Source: RefSeq, a predicted model, not a curated record
AUGUCAUCGUUCAAUGCUCCAUCCAAAUUGACCAGUAUGGCCAAGGUGACAAGAUACAUCUCUGACCCACUCAAAAUCAUCGUUGGACCUCAAGCCGAAGACUUCUUGAUCAACGAAGAAGUCAUCUGUAAACAAUCUCAAUUUUUCAAGACAACUUGCAGAACAUUGUGGCAAUCCGGACGAGCUCGCACAGUGACUCUACUCGACGAUGACCCUACCAUCUUCGCUAUCUUCCUCUCCUGGCUCAUCACAGGCGACAUCGAGAGCUCUGAUGGCUUCAACCAAGUUACUGCUCCACCUUAUGCAGAAGCACAUACAAUCGAGCAGAGAUAUGCCCAGUGGGAGCAACUCCGUCGUUGCUACACUUUAGGCGACGACCUUCUUGCUCCGGGUUUCCAAAACGCUAUCAUAGAUUGCUUGAUCGCUGUAUCCAGUUGUUUAAUCAUGAACCACAACAUGUUUCCUUGCAGAACAAGUCAGGAGCUGGAGAUCAUUUACGAAACGACAUACCCAGGAUCUGGUUUGAGAAAGUUGGUUGUCGAUCUCGCUGUCAAGUGUAUGGGCGUAGAGUCUCUUGAGAAUUUGGACUUGAUAGUCGAGACCGUGCUUGGCGGAAUUCCGUUCGGAGAUACUGGGUCGUGUGUGUACUCUGCUGAAGGACUGGAAUGA